Messenger RNA from Saccharomyces kudriavzevii IFO 1802, 1032 nucleotides. It is a transcript of the gene DAL2, whose product is annotated as allantoicase. Bases 1 to 1032 code for a protein of 343 amino acids. The transcript has a single exon. Gene Ontology annotation, molecular function: allantoicase activity. Lineage: Eukaryota; Fungi; Ascomycota; Saccharomycetes; Saccharomycetales; Saccharomycetaceae. The record is from RefSeq and is a predicted model, not a curated record. Gene Ontology annotation, biological process: allantoin catabolic process.
AUGAAGUUUUUUGGUUUAGCGGAAGAAUCAGAAUUUAAAUUCAUAAUUACCUCAAAACACAAAGCGGUAGAUGUUAUAGGGUCCAAGCUAGGUGGUCAAGUGGUUUCCUUUUCAGACGAAUGGUUUGCCUCUGCCGAAAAUCUAAUUAAACCAACCGUUCCAAUAAGGGAUCCUACCAGAUUUGUGCACUCCGGUGCAUGGUACGAUGGUUGGGAGACACGAAGACAUAAUGAAAUGGAAUACGACUGGGUUAUCAUCAAGAUGGGGGUUGCUGCCGCUCAAAUUAUCGGUGGGGAAGUUGACACCGCAUUCUUCAACGGUAAUCAAGCACCAUUCGUUUCUAUCGAAGCACUCCAUGAUGGGGGUGAAGAAGGUAAUAUAGUGGAGGACGAUCAACGUUGGGUCGAAGUUGUUGAGAAAUUUGAGUGUGGUCCUUCACAAAAACAUUUUUUUAUCAGAAGUAGCGGCCUUACCGAGCAAAAGUUCACCCACAUCAAAUUGAAAAUGUACCCCGAUGGUGGAAUCGCCAGAUUUAGGCUAUACGGGAGGGUCGCUCCUCCAGAAGUCAAACCUGAGAGUCAUGUAAUUGACUUAGCUUAUGUUUGCAAUGGUGCUGUUGCCUUAGAGUGUUCGGAUCAACAUUUUGGUUCAGCUGAUAAUUUGCUACUGCCAGGGCGAGGCCAUGACAUGUCUGACGGCUGGGAAACCAAAAGAUCAAGACAGUCAGGACAUAUUGAUUGGGCAACAAUACAAUUGGGCAGGGAAUCCUCCUUCAUUGACAAAAUCAUUGUCGAUACAGCACAUUAUAGGGGAAACUUUCCACAGUUUAUUAUCGUGGAAGGUUGUUUAAGGGAGCCAGAAUCGAGUGGCAACGUUAAUGGGACAGCAUGGGUGGAGCUUGUUGGAAAAUCAAAAACAGGGCCUGAUAAAGAACAUAUGUAUGAAAUAUGUAAGAAUAUAAGGAUUUCCCAUAUCAAACUAAAGAUUAUUCCAGAUGGGGGAGUGAAAAGAAUAAGAGUUUGGGGGUACUAA